Molecule: messenger RNA, 1092 nt
Organism: Solanum pennellii
Lineage: Eukaryota; Viridiplantae; Streptophyta; Magnoliopsida; Solanales; Solanaceae
Product: GATA transcription factor 4-like
Exons: 2
Coding region: 99-881 (260 amino acids)
Biological process (GO): positive regulation of DNA-templated transcription
Cellular component (GO): nucleus
Molecular function (GO): zinc ion binding; sequence-specific DNA binding
Source: RefSeq, a predicted model, not a curated record
CACACUUCUCACCCUCACUCUCACACUCUAUUUCUCUCUCUAAAAACCCCUUCUCUUAUUAUUAGAGAGAGAAAAAACUCCAGAGAGAGUCGACAAUAAUGGAUGUCUACGGUCUGCACUCUGCACCUGACUUGUUUCGUAUCGACGAUCUACUCGAUUUCUCUAACGACGAAAUUUUCUCCAUUAAUAACAACUCCUCCAACACCGACUCUAACCACCACCACCAACCUCACUCACACAACUCCGCCGCCGCCGGACCCGCCAAUUAUUACGAUGCUCUUCUUCCUAAUUCUUCCGACGAUUUCACUGAUAACCUCUGCGUUCCCAGUGAUGAUGUAGCGGAGUUGGAAUGGUUAUCGAACUUUGUAGAAGAUUCAUUUAGUAAUUUUCCGGCUAAUUCCGUAACCGGAACGAUGAAUAUCACUUCCAAUACUGCGUCGUUUCAUGGAAGGUCGAGAAGCAAACGUUCUCGUUCUACUUCAAGCUGGACAUCCUCACUACAAAACACUAACGCUACUACUUCUAUGAAGAACAAGGAGAGUUCAGUAUAUACCAGAGAAAGGUCGUCUUCAAUGGACGAAGAUGUGCCACGGAGAUGCACGCACUGCGCUUCGGAGAAGACGCCGCAGUGGAGAACUGGUCCUCUAGGCCCAAAAACACUCUGCAAUGCUUGUGGAGUUAGGUACAAAUCAGGCCGGCUAGUUCCGGAAUACCGGCCCGCAGCUAGCCCAACUUUUGUGUUAACACAGCACUCAAAUUCUCACCGGAAAGUUAUGGAGCUCCGUCGACAGAAGGAAAUGAUCCAUCAACCGCAGCAGCAACAACAAAUGCCGCCGUCGACAGAGGAGGGAAUGUACGGACAUCACUUUCGGGUCUGCUGACGUCAUAUAAAGAGAGAAGAGACACGUGUCUUCACCGCCGAGCUAACCGUGGACUCCUUUUUCUUUUUAUUUAUUGUUAUCAUCAUGCUAAUUUUACAAUCUGAAACGUUUCUUUGUUUAGUUUUUUUUAAUUUCGGGGGAUAGAAUAAUUAUUAUUGUGUUGGUGUAAUUUUUUGAAAUUUGAGCAACGCAUUUUUAUUGAAUUUCGCAA